CAGAUGUGCAAGGGCUGACUGGCCGUUAUCGACUUUAAAGGCAAAACCGACUCAUGAUCGAAAACAGUAUUUUGUGAUAUUUUUUCCUCACACCAGGAAUUAUUCUUGGGCAGACAUGUUACUUGUUCGAUCCAUUAAUGAGUUCCCUGAGCCUAUUGCAUAUAGGACUCAUAACGUUGGACUAAAAAUGGUUAGAGAUUUGACUGUUGCACGGCGGUACAUACAGCAAAAGCUAGCUGUUUCCAUGCUGAAUAUAAUUGAUCAGUUCCAUUGUGAGGCUUUGAUUGAGACAGCACGUAAUGUGAUUGUCUGGAAGGAAUUUGCUAUGGAGGCUUCACGCUGCAAUGGUUAUUUUGAUCUUGGAAAGAUGCUUUUGAAACUUCAAAGUAUGAUAUUGCCAUGCUACAUAAAUGCUAACUGGCUUCGAAAAUCUGUUCACUUGUGGGUACAAAAAUGUCAGAAUGCACAUAGUGCUGAAUCCAUUGAAUUGCUAAAGGAAGAAUUGUAUGAUGCUAUACUAUGGAAUGAGGUCAGGUCCCUUGGGGAUGCAACAGUGCAACCCACACUUGGUUCUGAGUGGAAAACCUGGAAGCAUGAAGUUGUGAAAUGGUUCUCAACUUCUCAUCCUGUAUCUAGUGCUGGAGAUUAUCAAUCAACGGAACAGCGAUAGUCCUUCACACACAAAUAUACAAGUUAGCAAGAAGAGGCCCAAGCUUGAAAUCCGUCGUGCAGAGACACAUGCCUCCCAGGUGCUAAGCAACGAUUCAGAUCAAACCAUGACUGUUGAAAUUGACUCUGAUUUUUUUAGUAACCAAGAUGCUGUGGAUGUCAAUCUGCCAACACUGGAACUUUGUAAAAAGGAAGAUGAGAGAGGGGGAAACCACACCAAUGAACACGUCAAACACUUUGACUGACAGAUGGGAUAAUAUUGUUGUUGAAGAAAGGGAUUCAGAGCUCUUUCACACCAAAGUUGUUGAAACAACAACCGCAAGUGAAGAGGUCAGGAGUGCCUCAACACUGCACAGUCAGCCUAAGGAAGUGGAAUUAACACCUGUGAGUGAUUCGGUUGCUAAGAAAUUUGUAGAUGCUGGGAGUAAAAACCGGCAGUGCAUAGCAUUCAUAGAGUCGAAAGGAAGGCAGUGUGUGAGGUGGGCAAAUGAGGGGGAUGUUUAUUGUUGUGUGCACUUAGCAUCUCGCUUUACUGGUACCUCUAGCAAAAUGGAAGGGACACCCCCUGUUGAUACACUAAUGUGUGAAGGUACGACUGUGCUUGGCACAAGAUGCAAGCAUCGGUCAUUAUAUGGUUCCUCAUUCUGCAAGAAACACAGACCUAAAAAUGAUGCAAAUAAUAUCUUCCUUUCUCCAAAGCACACACAAAAAAGGAAACACUUGGAGACCACAUCCUGCAGAGAUAUAGUUUUGAUGGGAGACUGUGAAAGUCCUCUGCAAGUGGAGCCUGUAACCCUCUAGACCCCGGCCUAUACGUUU
Hibiscus syriacus is the source of this 1488-nucleotide messenger RNA. RefSeq names its product histone-lysine N-methyltransferase SUVR5-like. The record is from RefSeq and is a predicted model, not a curated record. NCBI's taxonomy places the organism in Eukaryota, Viridiplantae, Streptophyta, Magnoliopsida, Malvales, Malvaceae. The transcript is spliced from 4 exons. Bases 817 to 1470 code for a protein of 217 amino acids.